GGGGGGUGGUGGUCGAAGGGGAUGUCCUGUUUUCCGCCGGAGGAACAGCUCACAGGAGGAAACUUGGACUCAAAGAAGAGGCCAGAAUAAAAUCAAAUAAAUAAGGAUCCGGGGCUUUUUUUUAAAAAAGAAAAAAGAGUGACGGCUAUCCUGGAGGCGGGAGCACAGGGCAUGGAUUGAGCCGAAAGAUCCAACUAACUUGGUGGAAAGAUGUACCUGGAGGUAGCCAGGAGCUAAGCCAGAGCGACGUUUUUAAAAGUCCCUUCGAAGCCACAGGAGUGCAGUUUGAAUUUAAAGAGGAAAGACUCCUCUUCUUGGGGAGGGAAAGAGAGAAGUGAGAAAACCCCAUGGAAGACCCCCAGGAUUUAAAUGAACAAUCAGUAAAGAAGACGUGUGCAGAAUCAGAUGUUUCAGAGCCUCAGAACUCCAGGUCUAUGGAAAUGCAGGACCUAGCAAGCCCUCAUUCUCUUGUUGGAAGUAGUGAUACUCCCGGUAGCUCCAAACUGGAUAAAUCUAAUCUCAGCAACACAUCAGUUACCACAAAUGGAACAGGAGUGUCUCUUCUUGCAGUCAAAACAGAGCCUAUGAACAGCAGUGAAACAACGACGACAACUGGAGAUGGAGCGCUUGACACUUUUACUGGGUCAGUUAUAACAAGUAGCGGCUACAGUCCAAGAUCUGCACAUCAGUAUUCCCCACAGUUAUAUCCCUCUAAGCCCUACCCACACAUUCUUUCUACACCAGCAGCUCAAACAAUGUCUGCCUAUGCGGGUCAGACUCAGUAUUCAGGAAUGCAGCAACCAGCAGUCUAUACAGCUUACUCCCAGACAGGACAGCCUUACAGCUUACCAACUUACGAUUUAGGAGUCAUGUUACCAGGCAUCAAGACAGAAAGUGGACUUUCCCAAACGCAAUCAUCCCUCCAGAGUGGAUGCCUCAGUUACAGCCCUGGAUUUUCCACACCCCAGCCAGGCCAAACACCUUAUUCUUACCAAAUGCCAGGCUCCAGUUUUGCACCAUCGUCUACUAUUUAUGCAAACAAUUCAGUCUCCAGUUCAACAAACUUCACUAGCACACAACAGGAAUAUCCAUCCUACACUGCCUUUGGCCAAAACCAGUAUGCGCAGUAUUAUUCAGCAUCAACCUAUGGAGCAUACAUGACUUCAAACAACACAGCGGAUGGCACAUCUUCAUCAUCAUCUACUUAUCAGUUACAAGAAUCUCUCCCUGGGCUGACCAGUCAACCAGGUACAGAUCUCCAUCCAGGAGAGUUUGAUACAGUACAGAGCCCUUCCACCCCAAUCAAAGACCUUGAUGAGAGAACAUGUAGGAAUUCUGGCUCAAAAAGUCGAGGACGAGGACGGAAGAAUAAUCCAUCACCCCCACCAGACAGUGACUUGGAGCGUGUUUUUGUCUGGGAUUUGGAUGAAACCAUCAUCGUUUUCCACUCACUGCUUACAGGGUCCUAUGCACAGAAGUAUGGCAAGGAUCCACCAAUGGCAGUAACCCUUGGGCUUCGGAUGGAGGAAAUGAUUUUUAAUCUUGCCGACACACAUUUAUUUUUUAAUGAUUUAGAGGAAUGUGAUCAGGUUCAUAUAGAUGAUGUGUCUUCUGAUGAUAACGGGCAGGAUUUAAGUACCUACAGUUUUGCAACUGAUGGCUUCCAUGCAGCUGCAAGUAGUGCAAACCUUUGUUUGCCAACAGGUGUAAGAGGAGGAGUAGACUGGAUGAGGAAGCUGGCUUUCCGAUACCGACGAGUAAAAGAAUUAUAUAACACCUACAAGAACAACGUGGGAGGUCUCCUUGGUCCUGUAAAAAGAGAUGCUUGGUUGCAAUUAAGAGCAGAGAUUGAAGCUCUAACAGAUUCCUGGCUGACAAAUGCACAUAAAUCUUUAUCUAUUAUUAGUACAAGGAGUAACUGCGUAAAUGUCUUGGUAACGACAACCCAACUUAUCCCAGCCCUGGCAAAGGUCCUGCUAUAUGGUUUAGGUGGUGUUUUUCCUAUUGAAAACAUUUACAGUGCAACUAAAAUAGGCAAAGAAAGCUGUUUUGAGCGUAUAGUGUCCAGAUUUGGCACUAACAUAACUUAUGUUGUGGUUGGAGAUGGCCGAGAUGAGGAACAUGCAGCUAAUCAGCACAACAUGCCCUUUUGGAGAAUAUCAAGUCAUUCAGACCUCUUGGCUCUACAUCAAGCACUGGAACUAGAGUAUUUGUAACUGUGUUCUAUGGUUGGAGAUCCUUUUUUAUAUCUCAACUACACUGAAUUUUUAUGUGUGAUUCGAUGCCUCUGACUUUACACAUAUGAAUUGUCUUAAAAAAAGGAUGAAAUCAUUUGGAAUCGAAAUUCCAGGAUGAAGAAUUCAGAUUGCUGAAUGGAGUUAAAACUUUAGUUCUACAUAAAGGAAUCUCUGUGGUCUUAUAGAUGCAACACUUUAAUGAAUUAAAAAAACUAUGGAGGUUGCUGAAACACACCGAACAAGCCCCCCACUGGAGUUAACAGCUUUAGCAAGGAACUUGUAUAACUGGCAAAGCACCAACAUGCAUUUUCCGUCUGACAAGGUGGUGUCCAACAACAUUCCUCAAUAUGGGAUAUAUUCUCAGCACUGAGGUUUGAAUCAGACUUUAGCCUACCUAACCCAGAAAAUCUGAAUUGGAAUGCACUCAGACUGUAUGAUGACAAUCCUGUCUAGACCUGUAAUUUGUGUAAAUUAUUGAUGGAAAUAAUUUACUGUGACUUUAUUAGCAGCUAACUUUGGAAGUGGAUGCAAUUUUUUCUUUCUUUUGAAGGGUGGGGAGUGGGAGGGUGAGAUGGGAAUAUAAUAUUGUCUCUUUUUUAAGUUUGGAAAACAGAAUGUGCGUACUGAUGUGUUGUGCCUUAAAGACAAGACAGUGUUUGUGUGUUACAAUGUAACUUUGGUUAAAAUCUCUGUAGAUAAAGGAAAGGAAAAAAAACUUUCUGUGAUCAUUUUUGACAUGACCAAAAUUCAAAUUCAAUGCCCAAGACUGCAUCAAAAGCACUUAAGAAUUUGUUGCAGUAAGAAAAAAAUAAAGGAAAAUUUGAAUUUUUUAUUUGGAUUUUGAAUAAUUCCACUGUUUGUGGCAAGCUGUUGGUGUAUCAAAACACAAGCAUAGGAUAUUGGGAGAUUGAAAUUAUUUGGGGGACCUCUACUUUGAAAGUUAUAUCAAUGUUCAACAUCUUCAUUUCCCUUUCUUUUAUUGUCACAUGAAAAAAACUAAGAGCCAUGUCCAUGAUGACUUACGCUAUUUUUGAGAUGGAUUUAUUUUUUUGUGUGCUAAGUAUCAUGGAGGGUAUCACAGCUCAUAAAAUUAUGCAAAAUUGCAUGAUGGCAUAAAUUGGCAGGUUACGAUCACCUGAUUCUACUGAACAGACCAAAACUUAAAAGCAAUUAAAACCAAGGCAGUUUAAUUUUCCACCUAAAAUGGCAUUUCAAAAAUGAAAAAUCUUAAACAGUUUCUAAGUCAGCGGAACCAAUUAAGUAAAUGUUCCUUAGGUAACGCAAAACAGUAGAUGAGCAUACAGGAAGAUUGUUUAAUCUAAAAUGAGACACUAUCAAUCUAUCAAUGGUAUUUAUUGAGCACUUAAAGUGUGCAGAGCACUAUACUAGGCUCUUGGGAGAGUACAAUAUAAUGGAGUUGGUAGACAUAUCCCCUGACCACAAGGAGCUUCAGGGCAACAUUAUAGAAAUAAUAUGACUAGAAUUAAAAUGUUCCUGAUCAUUUUCUCCAUUGUGUGUGGGUCCUAUCCAUUCAGUAAUAGUGUAUAUUAUUUUCUCCCUAUAAUUUUAUUGCACAAACAUUGACAGCCUUUUGUAGGAGAAACUCAGCCACCACCUGUGUUUCCUUCUAGGUUCCCAUGAGGGUCUUAGAGCUUGUCAUUCCUCUUUCCUAUCAGUUUCUUCUCUCUGUGCUCCACCCCCUUUGGCUCUUACUCCUUCUCUCCCUCCCUCCCCCUCAAUCCUCAUUUAAGACAGCUAGAGCUGGUUUUGUUUUAGAAACUUCCGCACCCAUAAUUCUAUGUUGGAGAUUUUAAAAUCACUUUCAUCUGUCUCGUAAUUGGCCAGCCACGUGAUCAUACUUAACCAGAUCGGCCAGUAAACACAAACCAGUUGAGGAUGCAAUUAGCAACAACAUUAUGUCUUCAAGAAUGAGCUCAAAUAGUGGAAAUUUAAUUUCCCAUGGUUCUAAACUCGGCCUUUUUCUGUUGGACACUAAGACUGUGUCUCUAUUGGCCAGAAAGGAACUAAGAUUAUCAAGUCUUGCACUGCAAUGAGAGGUCUUCCACAAAACACUUAACUAAAGCUUUGACUAUUGCACUAUUUUGGCAACUUUCACCUAUGCCACAGUUACAAUAAAUUGAUAAAUGGGAGUGAGCUUUAAUCAAACCUUGUACUUUUUAUAAGGAGAACCUUGCUUCAAAGAUGGAAAAUAUAAGAUAGUGCAUGUUAAAUUUGUCAAAACUACAAUUUUUACACUGCUUAUUCCCACCUCCACAUAACUUAAAAAAAUGGUUUAUGCACUGAAAUCUUGAUGCUUAUUUAUUUCUAUUGGUAAAACUUCAGUGAUUUUACACUGUUACACAGGAGUCAUGGCUUAAAUGGUGAUAUUCCUACACUUCCACUUUAUACCAAAAGACAAGGCUCUUAAAAUUUCCAUAAUUGCAAGCAAAGAGGGAUGUGCCCAAGACGGUCUGUAGAAGCAAAAUAUUUAAAAAAAAGCACAAUAAAAUCAUACUAAUAUUCACACUAAUUAGUCUCUUUCUCAAAAUUCCGCAUCUGGACAACAAUUAAAAGUGAGAUCAACAAAGAUUAAUAUACUCUUUCAUUCUGCUUGCCAAGUUGAAGUCAAGAUUUGUCCAGUUGGGUUUUGAAUACAUAUCUAAAUGUAAAUUCUGUACCAGGGUAGUUAGAAAUAUUAUCAGUUUUUUCCCUCAUGGCCCCCAUUCCUUUCUGACUUCAAAUACAAGUAAAACACCACGUUGGCAAAUGCCUCUUGCAUUUUGAAUACAUAGGAUAUUGUGCCUUAUUGUUCAAGAUUGAAUAAUGCUCUAAAACAAAAGUGGAUUUUUUGCUAUUGUACAAAUAGGAGAUGUGGGUAGUGUUAUAGUCACCAUUCUUAGUGUUGCACUUGCAAAAUACAAAUCCAGUAUAAUUUGUUUCAAAAUAAAACAGGCAACUAAUUUUACUUCAAUACUAUAGGAUAUGGAGGUAAGUUUACAUAGUAUAACAACACCAGUAAAAGUCCAUAUAGGAAGUCCAAAAACAAAGAUUUCUUUUAGAAACACAUGCAGGUUGUGAACAAAAAAUAGGGGUGACAGCUGCUCUCAGAAUAUGAUUUUUUUCCAGUGAGAUCAUGUGUAUCCAAAAUAGUGUCAACAGCAUGUUCCAAUAUGACGUUUGCUUCAGUCUAACUAAGCACACUUGCUAACUUACAUGCUUACAUUCUCAAUGAAUGUGGAAUUUAGUGUCUCUAAAGAAGAACAUAAGCACUGCGAGCCAAAGUUGCAUUUUGACUCCCAGCAAUAGUUGCAUUUUGGAAAUCUAACUAAUCAAAGCCGAGGGUCUCUGUCGUGUAUUAGUGAGGUAUAGUUUGUUGGGGCCUACGUAAUUUAAAGAAAAUGUAAAUUAAUAUUAAAAGCUUGUAAAAAUAUGUACAUCUUUACUAUUUCUCAAUAAAUGCAUUUGGAAAU
Molecule: messenger RNA, 5707 nt
Organism: Ornithorhynchus anatinus (platypus)
Lineage: Eukaryota; Metazoa; Chordata; Mammalia; Monotremata; Ornithorhynchidae
Gene: EYA4
Product: EYA transcriptional coactivator and phosphatase 4
Exons: 20
Coding region: 348-2216 (622 amino acids)
Biological process (GO): multicellular organism development; negative regulation of extrinsic apoptotic signaling pathway in absence of ligand; positive regulation of DNA repair
Cellular component (GO): nucleus
Molecular function (GO): protein tyrosine phosphatase activity
Source: RefSeq, a predicted model, not a curated record